GAUGGCUACUUUUCUCACCGGCCGAAAGAGAAAGUGCGAACAGACAGCAACAAUGAGAACUCGGUCCCCAAAGACUUUGAGAAUGUGGACAACAGCAACUUCGCACCCAGGACUCAAAAGCAAAAGCACCAGCCUGAGUUGGCAAAGAAGGCCCCGAGUAGACAGAAAGAGCUUUUGAAAAGGAAGCUGGAGCAGGAGGAGAAGGGGAAGGGACAUUCGUUCGCAGGCAAAGGCACCACCGAGGCGCUGCCUCCUGGGGAGAAAGCCGCAGUGAACAGUAGCCGUGGGAAGGAUGCCCCAAGACAGCCCCACACCAGGAAAAGCGGGGGCGGCUCCCCCGAGCUCAAGUACGACCAGCCCCCCAAGUGCGACAUCUCGGGCAAAGAGGCCAUCUCCGCCCUGUCCCGCUCCAAGUCCAAACACUGCCGCCAGGAGAUCGGGGAAACCUACUGUCGCCACAAGCUCGGACUGCUGAUGCCCAAGAAGGUGACACGAUUCUGCCCCCUGGAAGGCAAAUCCAACAAGAACGUGCAGUGGGAUGAGGACUCGGUGGAAUACAUGCUGGCCAACCCAGUCCGAAUCGCCUUCGUCCUGGUGGUCCACGGCCGUGCCUCUCGGCAGCUGCAGCGCAUGUUCAAGGCCAUUUACCACAAAGACCACUUCUACUACAUCCACGUGGACAAGCGCUCUAAUUACCUGCAUCGGCAAGUGCUACAGUUCGCCAGACAGUAUGGCAACGUUCGCGUCACCCCCUGGAGGAUGGCCACCAUCUGGGGGGGAGCCAGCCUCCUGUCCACGUACCUGCAGAGCAUGCGGGACCUCCUGGAGAUGACUGACUGGCCCUGGGACUUCUUCAUCAACCUCAGCGCCGCUGACUACCCCAUCAGGACAAAUGACCAGCUGGUGGCAUUUCUCUCCCGAUACCGAGAUAUGAAUUUCCUGAAGUCACACGGCCGGGACAAUGCAAGGGAGAAGCCAAGACGCAAGGACAUCGCUUCCCAAAGUCAGCUGGUUACUGGCAGAGCUGCACCACAGCAUAGAUGA
Leptonychotes weddellii (Weddell seal) is the source of this 1044-nucleotide messenger RNA. The record is from RefSeq and is a predicted model, not a curated record. Lineage: Eukaryota; Metazoa; Chordata; Mammalia; Carnivora; Phocidae.